UGUUGCCCUUCAUGUUAAGUGCUUCCGGUCAGAGUUCCAUGGUCGCGAACAUGGUUUUACUGAAGCUGCAGAGCGUUUUAUCACGGUGUGUGUGCCCCGUGCUCGUCAGUGCGCGCGCCGCGGGCCUCUGCCAGGCGUCCCCGCUGCACACGCAGACUCCUCUGCUCGGCUCCAACAGGACGUCGGUGGUGCGCUGCGGCCGCCAGAAGUACGAGAGGCUGUACCCCGUGAUGCUGGUCCGACCCGACGGGUCCACCGUCCACAUCAGAUACAGAGAACCCAGACGCAUCCUCAUGAUGCCAGUCAAUCUGUCCAUGCUGUCUGAAGAGGAGCGCCGAGCCAGACAGAAAAAGAGAGAAGUGAAGAAGACGAAAGAGCAGACCGCAGUCCAGUAUGAUGAUGACUUCAAAGUCGACAAAUACAGCCACUUCUGGAAGAGGAAAUAACGUCUAUGACUUCUAUAUACGUGAAAGGGAAGCCUGACUGGACCAGCGUCAGGAGAGAGCAGCCUCUCAAUUCCAUUUGUCCGUAUACAGGAUAUUUGAAUUAGAUAAAAUAGGAUUCCUCCAAAAGGUGGUCUCUGGACACUGAGGCCAGACCAAGGACAUUUGUAAUGCAGGAUGACUGACGAUACACACCACCUGUAGCAUGCAGAGCUCUGCUGCUGAGUGCUAGGACUCUGACUGGCCUUGAAGUGUAAAUAACCUACGGAUGGAAUAUGUAACAAUGUUGAGUAAAUAAAGUGUUUUAAAGACGUG
Cyclopterus lumpus (lumpfish) is the source of this 758-nucleotide messenger RNA. RefSeq names its product mitochondrial ribosomal protein L55 (gene mrpl55). Lineage: Eukaryota; Metazoa; Chordata; Actinopteri; Perciformes; Cyclopteridae. The transcript is spliced from 3 exons. Gene Ontology annotation, biological process: translation. Gene Ontology annotation, molecular function: structural constituent of ribosome. The coding region runs from base 12 to 446 and encodes 144 amino acids. Gene Ontology annotation, cellular component: mitochondrial large ribosomal subunit. The record is from RefSeq and is a predicted model, not a curated record.